Contarinia nasturtii (swede midge) is the source of this 2516-nucleotide messenger RNA. RefSeq names its product RAC serine/threonine-protein kinase-like. The transcript has 6 exons. The coding region runs from base 815 to 2368 and encodes 517 amino acids. Lineage: Eukaryota; Metazoa; Arthropoda; Insecta; Diptera; Cecidomyiidae. The record is from RefSeq and is a predicted model, not a curated record. Gene Ontology annotation, biological process: protein phosphorylation. Gene Ontology annotation, molecular function: ATP binding; protein serine/threonine kinase activity.
UCAAAUAUUCAUUUGUUUGGUUCUUUGCUACGCCUCAACCAAGAAUUUUCUGUCUCCUUAUAAAAGUGUGACUAAUAUUAGUUCAACAUUAAUUUUGAUUUAAUUGAAAACAAUUCCAGAAGAAUGUGCACGGAACAAUUGUUUCAUCGUUAAUUCUUUUCACAUAUUGCACGUGAAAAGAGAGAGGAAUAACAUUCAGAAGAUUUACACUUGAAUUGAAUAGUUGUCAAUUAUCUACAAAUUACUCGAAUGUGUGGUGUGUUCUCGUUAUUAAAGUGAUUUUUUUUAUAAAUCUCGCGUGUCAUCACUACAGUGCAUUCUUUCGUAUUGAACGUGUCCGCUGUGUUUAUGUUAAGUGAAUGUUUAGAAUAAAGUAAGGUUAGAAGUAGAAAUAAAACAAACAACAUUAGCAAUGCCAAUAGAUGAAAAUAACAACAGAAACCGCACAUUUGCUGAAAUCAGCCAAAAUAUAAUAAACAGAUUAGAUGAAAUGUUAGAAAAACUAGAUCAAAUACUAGAACUACUACCACAACAACCGAACAACCCAAACAAUGUCAAUAAAUGAAAAUUUCGGCGCGUCGUCACCUACCAUUGUAAAAGAACUUUCUGAACAAUUUAAACAAACACAAGAAAUAUUACGAAUACAACACAACCAAGUAAUACAAGCACUAAAUGAUAACACAGAAAUAAUACGGCAAAUACUACAACAAGAAACAGCAAAAAACGAAAAAAAAAAAACAGUAAAAGAAGAACAAAGAUAAUAAAUAAAAGAUAUACAACAACAACAACAACAACAACCCGAUCAACAUUAAAAAUGUCAAGAAACGAAAUUUUCGGUGCGUCGUCAGUUACCAUUGUAAAAGAAGGAUGGCUGUACAAGCGUGGUGAACACAUUAAAAAUUGGCGACCAAGAUAUUUCAUUUUGCGUAACGAUGGUUCCCUAAUGGGCUACAAAUCGAAACCAGACGAAACCAAUUUCGCUGAACAGCUAAAUAAUUUCAAUGUCAGAGGUUGCCAAAUAAUGACUUUAGACCGUCCAAAACCAUACACAUUCAUUAUACGUGGAUUACAAUGGACAAAUGUCAUCGAACGAACAUUUCACGUGGACAGUGAACAAGAGCGACAACAGUGGAUUGAAGCCAUUCGAUAUGUGACAAAUCGUCUCAGUGAAAUGGGUGAAACCGCGAUGUCACCAUCCAGUUCAACAGAUAUGACUAACGUGGAAAUGGCUUCUAUCGCUGAAGAUGAACUUUCUGAAAAGUUUUCCGUUCAGGGAAUUGCGACUGAUAAAACAAGCGGCAAAACAAAAAUUACGCUGGAAAACUUUGAAUUUUUAAAAGUCUUGGGAAAAGGAGCAUUCGGCAAAGUGAUUUUGUGUCGUGAAAAGUCUACUGAGACUCUGUAUGCCAUCAAAAUGUUGAAGAAAGAUGUAGUCAUACAAAGAGAUGAAGUUGAACACACAUUAACUGAAAAUCGAGUACUACGAUCAACAAAACAUCCAUUCAUAAUUUCGCUAAAAUAUUCAUUUCAAACGUUACAUCGUUUGUGCCUUGUGAUGCAAUAUGUGAACGGUGGAGAGCUGUUCUUUCACCUGAAUCGUGAGCGCGUAUUUACAGAAGAUCGAAGCCGUUUUUAUGGUGCUGAGAUAAUCUGUGCAUUGGGCUAUUUGCAUUCGCAAGGGAUUAUUUAUCGAGAUAUAAAAUUGGAAAAUCUCUUGCUCGACAAAGAUGGUCAUAUAAAAAUAGCCGAUUUUGGUUUGUGCAAAGAGGAAAUAACAUACGGUUCAACAACGAAAACAUUUUGUGGUACUCCUGAGUAUAUAGCUCCCGAAGUAUUAGAAGACAAUGAUUAUGGAUUGGCGGUUGAUUGGUGGGGAACUGGAGUUGUUAUGUAUGAAAUGAUGUGUGGACGCUUGCCAUUUUAUAAUCCCGAUAAGGAUGUUUUGUUCAAACUCAUUCGAGUCGAAGGUGUGAAAUUUCCACGCAAUCUGUCACUGGAAGCUCGCUGUUUGUUAAGUGGAUUGUUGGCUAAAACACCGAAAGAUAGACUUGGCGGUGGACCGGAUGAUGUCAAAGAAAUUAUGGCUCAUGCUUUCUUUGCCUCAAUUAAUUGGAAGGAAUUGGAAAAUAGGAAAAUUACACCACCGUUCAAGCCUCAAGUCACUAAUGAUACCGACACCAGAUAUUUUGACUCACAAUUUACCGGUGAAAGCGUCGAACUUACACCACCCGACAAUUCUAGACCUUUGGGUGCAAUUCAAGAAGAACCCUAUUUUUUACAGUUCAGCUACCAGGGGUCUGAAUCAACACUUGGCACAUCGGUGCACUCUUGCAGCUCAGCUACCAGCAUCGGUAUUUUAAUGCAGUAGAUCUGUGCAUGCACUUUUUUCAACAACAUUUUCAAUGUUGACUUCGACACUAAGCUUAGAGAAGAAAUAUAUAUAUAUAUACAAAUUUAUAGAAAUUAUGAGAUACGUUUGUCAAGAUGUCAUUGUCAAUAAAUAGUUAAUUAUUCCA